AUGAUUUUUGAGAAAGAAGGUUCUAAGGGUGGUGACAGUGGAGUCACAUUCAACGAUGGUGUUAACGACUGUGUUAGGAAAGUGAUUGUCGGAGAAGACUCUCGCGGUGUUGCUUAUAUCAAGAUUGAGUACGGGAAAGAUGAGAAUAUCGGAAAGAAUGGAGCGAAGCUUGGUGGAUUCCAUGGACGAUCUUAUGAUGUUCUUGACGCUAUUGGAGCUUACUUUGUCUCGGUUUCUUAUGCUUUCAAGCAAUUAACGCCUCAAGGUGGGUACGUCGGGGAUUCUCGGAAUGAUGGGGCUUAUGACGGUGUGAGAAAAGUGAGAGUUGGAAAAAAUGGUGACCGUGUGAGUUACGUUGAGUUCGAGUAUUAUGAAGGAGAAAAAACGAUAACUCAUUCUCACGGCAAGAAACCACAAGCAGAAUCGAAAAAGAUGGUUUCAUCUGGGAAAGCGGUUGGUACCAAAUUCGUGCUUGUGGCAAAAGGGUUGAACAAGCUUGUCGGGUUCCAAGGAAGGUCGACAAGUGAUCAUAUAGGAGCUCAUUUCGCGGUGGAGCUAGUUCCUCCGAUCAAGAAACUAGAAGGGGCGCGAUUCAAUCUCGUUGAAGAUGAAUACAUCACAUCUGUGGAAGGAUUCUACUGUAGAAGGUUUCCGAAUUUCCCUGUUACUGUGAAGAUGCUUAGAAUCACGACAAACAGACAAACAUCUCAAGUGUUAGGACACGAUCCAAACGGGUACGAGGGUACAAAGUUCGUGUUGGAUAUGAAUGAUCACAAGAUCGUUGGGUUCCAUGGAAGAUCUUCACUGAUGCUUGAACAAAUUGGUGUUUAUGUCAAACCAAUUGAUAACACUUGA
Molecule: messenger RNA, 855 nt
Organism: Arabis nemorensis
Lineage: Eukaryota; Viridiplantae; Streptophyta; Magnoliopsida; Brassicales; Brassicaceae
Source: the annotation of a GenBank genome assembly